Ambispora gerdemannii is the source of this 516-nucleotide messenger RNA. The record is from the annotation of a GenBank genome assembly. Lineage: Eukaryota; Fungi; Glomeromycota; Glomeromycetes; Archaeosporales; Ambisporaceae.
AUGGCAAAUCCGAACAUAAACCAACCAUUCACCGCACGUACAAUUCGCUCAGCGACAUACGAUAAUGUUUAUCUCCGCUGCGACGGAAGAGGCGUCAAUGGCUUUAUGCCUUUUGGUGGUGGUGUUGUAAAUGCGCAAUAUGGAGCUGGCGAAUACGAAAAAUUCAAUUUUAUACCGCAAGGGGACGGCUCAUAUGCCAUUCAAUCAUCAAAAUUUCAAACUUAUCUUCGUAUUCAGUCGCUCAUUCCUGUGUUUAGUUCUAAUGGUAUAGGAACAGUGAAUGUUCAGAAUUCUAUUAUAAGUCAACCUGAUGGUAGUUAUGCGAUCCAGUCUAAAUCAUUUGGGACAUUUCUUCGAUUGGACGGUAGUCAAGUCACCUCGUUUAAUGCUGCAGGUUCUGGCAUUGCAAAUGCUCAAACACUUGUUGGAUUUAUGGAAAAAUUUAUUAUCGAGCCACCGUUAACUCAUUCCACGCCUGUCAAUAAUGACCCGCAAUUCUUGUCUGUAUUAUUCUAA